AUGGGCUACAAACUCCACGAACCCACACAAUCCUUCACUAUCCCCCGCGUGCAACGCGCGAUUGUAUGCCUGCCCAAUGGUCAACUGGGCCACGUCCGCGACGCGCCCGUCCCCCCAUUAGCUCCGGACAUGGUGCUGGUGCGCACGGCUGCGGUGGCGCUGAACCCGACGGACCACAAAAUGGUCGCGAACUUCCCGACCACCGGCGCGAUCUCCGGGUGUGAUUUUGCUGGCACGGUCGUGGCUGUCGGGGAUGCAGCGACCGAGCGAUUCAAGGUUGGGGACCGAGUGUGCGGUGGCGUGCAUGGGGCCAACCCCAUCGACCCCGCGGUGGGCGCCUUUGCCGAGUACGUCGGCGCCACCGCAGACAUUCUGGCCCUCGUGCCUCGGGACCUGUCCCUGACCGAUGCCGCGGCGAUCGGCGGCGCGGGGCCAGCAACGAUGGCGUUGGCGCUCGGAGAUAAGCUGACGCUCUCGAUCGAUGCAGAUGCAGCUCCCAACGGCCCAACGAAAGAGGAGUUUGUGCUGGUCUAUGGGGGCAGUACCGCCACUGGGACGAUGGCCCUGCAGCUUUUACGCCGAGCUGGGUAUCGCCCGAUCGCUACCUGUUCGCCCAAGAAUGCGAGUCUCGUCCGCUCCUACGGUGCGGAGGCCGUCUUCGACUAUCACACUGAGGACUGUGCCGCGCAGAUUCGGAGCUACACCAGGAACACCCUCCGCUAUGUUCUGGACUGCAUCACCGAGCCGAGCACGGUCGACCUCUGCUUGAGGAGUAUCGGGCGCGCGGGGGGCAAGUACUGCGGGCUCGAGGCGUUUUCCGAUGAGUUACGGUCGCGUAAAGCUGUCUCUAUGGACUGGGUCCUGGCGCUGAGCAUCUUCGGCAGGGAGAUCGCCCUCGACAAGGGCUACGGCCGGGAGGCCAAUCCCAACCAUCGGGCUCUGGGUCGGAAGAUGUUCGAGAACGUCGAGCGGAUGCUGCGGCACCACGAGUUGAGACCCCAUCCGGUCCGGGUCAUGGACGAAGCCUGGGAGGAUAUUCCUCAGGGCCUGGCUUUGCUACAAGCGAAGAAGGUUUCCGGCGAGAAGUUGGUGUAUAUUGUUGAUCCGAGUCAGACAGGUAUAUAG
Messenger RNA from Aspergillus aculeatus ATCC 16872, 1125 nucleotides. Its product is annotated as zinc-binding alcohol dehydrogenase family protein. The record is from RefSeq and is a predicted model, not a curated record. The transcript has 2 exons. Gene Ontology annotation, molecular function: oxidoreductase activity, acting on NAD(P)H. Bases 1 to 1125 code for a protein of 374 amino acids. Lineage: Eukaryota; Fungi; Ascomycota; Eurotiomycetes; Eurotiales; Aspergillaceae.